Cryptococcus amylolentus CBS 6039 is the source of this 2145-nucleotide messenger RNA. RefSeq lists its product as hypothetical. Gene Ontology annotation, biological process: transmembrane transport. Gene Ontology annotation, molecular function: transmembrane transporter activity. The record is from RefSeq and is a predicted model, not a curated record. The transcript has 7 exons. Lineage: Eukaryota; Fungi; Basidiomycota; Tremellomycetes; Tremellales; Cryptococcaceae. Bases 1 to 1383 code for a protein of 460 amino acids.
AUGGCGCGCCCAUCCGUAGAGAUCCCAGAGCAACUCGCGAGCCAGCUCAGCGAGCGACCCACUUUCGAACGUUCCGCCACAGACGGCAAAGACGUCAAGAAUGUCGAGACCGACCCGGAGGUCAACCACCUCACCCAGCACGAGGAGGAGGACGACGACAGGGCGAGUAUCGAAGUCGAGCAGAGUAUCGGUGUGACCAAGAUCGAGGCGCUGUACCUCGUCUUUGGCAAGGGAUGGAAAUUGUGGUUGCUUUGGCUCUCCAUUGCCUUGAUCGCCAACGUCUAUUCUCUCUCCUCCAUGACCACUUACAACUACACUGCCUUUGCCACCUCUUCCUUCGGUGAACACACUGUCCUCGGUACGAUCACUGUCAUCACCGGUAUCAUGGCCGGUGUCGCCAAACCCUUCCUUGCCAAGAUGGCCGACUUGUGGUCCCGACCUCUCGCCAUCGCUGUCUCUGUCUUCUUCUACACUGUUGGCUACAUUGCCAUCGCGGCUUCCAAGUCCGUCUCUGACGUUGCUGGUGGAGAAGUCCUCUACACUCUGGGUAACACCGGUAUCGACUUCCUCGUCACCAUCCUCCUCGCCGACAUCACAUCCCUUCAAUGGCGAGGGGCCAUCGUCGGUAUCUACUCUAUCCCCUACAUCAUCUGGGCUUUCGUCGCCGGUGACAUCUCGACCGGUAUCAGCGCCUACACGAGCGACGGCUGGCGAUGGGGUUACGGCAUGUUCACGAUCAUGGUGCCCAUCUGCAUUGCCCCCGCCCUCAUCAUCCUCUUCUGGGCCGAUAAGAAGGCCAAGAAGGUCGGUGCUUUGUCGCUCGCUUCGUCCACCUACACCCGAGACAUGAUCCUCCGAAAGCAGGAAGCCGCACAGCGAACAUGGUACCAGACCUGCAUCUACUAUGCUCGACAGAUCGAUGCCGUCGGUCUCUUGCUCCUCGGUUUCGCUUUCGGCUGUAUCCUUUCUCCCUUCACCCUCUCCUCGACCGCUUCCAACGGCUACAAGAACCCCUCUUUGAUCGCUUUGCUUGUCGUCGGUGGUGUCUUGUUCAUCUCGUUCUGUCUUUGGGAGUGGAAGGUCGCUUCUCACCCGAUCAUGCCUCGACGAGUGUUCAACAGGACCUUCAUCUGCUGCAUCCUCAUCGACUGGAACUACUACUUCUCCGGGUACCUUUCCGACGCUUACUGGUCUUCCUGGCUCUGGGUCGCUAUGGACUACGACUCCAAGGGUUACACCUACAUGCAGAACAUCCUUACUGUCGGUCUUUGUCUGUUCGGUGCCCUUGCCGGUCUUGUCCAGCGAUACACCCACAGGUUCAAGUACCUCCAGCUUACCGGUCUUGCCAUCCGUGUCAUGUACGUCUCCCUGCCUCUUCCCUAAUCCCCAUUCUGACAUUGCUUCUAGCGGUAUGGGUCUCGGUUUCAUGGCCGUUAACGGACACAUGACCAACGCCGUCGUCGUCUCUUCCCGAGUCCUCAUCUCCCUCGGUGGUGGUAUCUCUGUCGUCUCCUCCCAAGUCGCCGUCCAAGGUUCAGUCCCCCACGCCGACAUGGCCCUCGCCAUGGCCAUUCUCUCCCUCUGGACCUCUAUCGGUGGUGCUAUCGGUUCCGCCAUCGCUGCUGCUGUUUGGAACCAGCGUGUGCCCCACUUCUUGAGCGAGUACGUUGGUGAUUACUACAAUGCGACCGAGUUGGCCGAGAUCUUUGGGUCUAUUACGGUCGCUAGGACUGCUGAGCCCAGGGCUUUGAUCAUCGAGGCGUACAACGACGCGAUCCACCCCCUCAUGCUCGCUGCUCUCCUCACAUCCAUGCUCUCCCUCAUCUUCGGUGCCUUCACCACCAACUUCUACCUCGGAGAGCACCAGAACGCUAUCGAGAAGAAGGUCAUUGCCAUGCGCCCUGCCGAGGAGACGGAUGAGCAGAUAGUAGCGAGAAAGGCGGCGGAGAAGGAGGCGGAAAUUGCUGCGAGGUUGGGUGCUGAGCAUGAGAAGACUCAUACUUUGGAGCAGUAAGAGUUGGGUUUUAUAGGGCACUUUCAUAUUUUUUGGUUUCUACACAACUAUUAGGCAUAUUUCAAAGCCAUCAUAGAGUAUAAUUUUGUUGCGACUUUCGAGAGACAAAUGCAUCGUUCGUUCUCAUACGA